UUAAGGGCCAUCGUAAAUUAGCUCCCUUAAUGAUUUUUGAUCAACAUGCCUUCAGUUAGCAGAGAGAGUGACUGUUUUUGUUUUCUGCAUUUUGAAUUGUUUUGCAUCAAACAAGUGCCAGGCAAAUUUCACUAUUCUAACCCUAAAAAUUUGAUGUCUUGGUUUGAUAAUUUAACCUGCAUGGGAAACACUUCCGCCUUCCUGUUUGAAAAGAAAUUAAAGAAUAUGUUUUUGUUUAGCUACACCUCCUGUCCCAGCUUCCUCCCAGCAACCCCAGACAACUUCUGGGCCUGCAAAGCCCAAAGUCAAAGAUGCCAAAAGUGCUCAGGGUUCUUCUGCCCCAAAGGCUGUUCCUGGCAGAAGAAAACGCUCUUCUAUGUCUGCCUCGUCCUCAUCUCCCACCUCACCAAAAUCCACUCCCUCCUCAACACCUUUGUCAACGGUUCAAUCUCCCUUGGCUUCCUCACCUUCAGCAGCCCUUAAAGUUACCCCAAAGUCUGCUGUGGCAGGUUCAGAAUCUCUUGCUUCUAGCCCUUCCAAAUCUUUUGAAGUUACUUUUCUGACAGCUGCUUCAGUUCCUACUGAUGAUGACCUCCCACCACUUAUUCCACCUGCAAAGCCAAGUAAAAUAUUAAAUCAAAAUAGUGCUGUUGUCCCUGUAGAAGUAUCUAAAAUAAAAUCCAAAUCUGAGCAUGCAUCUCGAGAGGAAAUAAAGACUACACCUGCUGAGGCCACUGCUCCACUUAAAGUUGUUAAAGCCUCAACUGUUAAUGUUGGGACCAUAAAACCAUCUCCAACUAAAGUCAUGGAAACUGUUUCAAAGACCAAUCCCAAUUAUCUUCAUACUAAACCAGCCGUUCAGGACAAACCUGCUCCCGUGGAAGCGGCAAAGCCAGCCACUCAGGUCAGAUCUGCUCCUGUGGAGGUCACCAAGCCAGCCGCUCAGGUCAAACGUGCUCCAGUGGAGUCUCCUAAGGUAGUCUUGCAAGAAAAGUCUGCUCCUGCGGGGGCUGCCAAGCCACCCCAGCAGGCCAAAUCAGCUCCUGUGCAGCCUGUUCCUGUAGAUGCGGCCAAGACAGUACCACAAGACAAGGCUGCCAAACGUACUCCAAUUGAGGCUGCCCAGCCAACCUUGCAAGAAAAGCUUGCUACUAUGGUUGCUGUAAAACCAGAAACACAGGAUAAGGCUGCUCCCAUGGAAACUGCCAAGCCAGCCCCACAAGACAAGGCUGCCAAGCCUGCUCCUGCAGAGGCCACAAAGUCAGCCUUGCAAGACAAGCAUGUCCCCGUGGAGGCUGCCAAGCCAGCCGCUCAGGUCAAAUCCAAUCCCAAGCAGGCAGUCAAGCUAGUCUUGCAAGAAAAGCCUGUUCCUGCGGAGGCUGCCAAGCCACUCCAGCAGGUCAAAUCUGCUCCUGUGCAGCCUGUUCCUGUGAAGCCAAGAAAGCCUUCCCCUGUAGAUGCUGCCAAGGCAGUACCACAAGACAAGGUUGCCAAACCUGCUCCAAUUGAGGCUGCCCAGCCACCCUUGCAAGAAAAGCUUGCUACUAUGGUCGCUGCAAAGCCAGAAACACAGGAUAAGGCUGCUCCCAUGGAGACUGCCAAGCCAGCCCCACAAGACAAGGCUGCCAAGCCUGCUCCUGUGGAGGCCACUAAGUCAGCCUCUCAAGACAAGCAUGUCUCCGUGGAGGCUGCCAAGCCAGCCACUCAGGUCAAAUCCAAUCCCAAGCAGGCUGUCAAGCUAGUCUUACAAGAAAAGUCUGUUCCUGCGGAGGCUGCCAAGCCACCCCAGCAGGUCAAAUCUGCUCCUGUGCAGCCUGUUCCUGUGAAGCCAAGAAAGCCUUCCCCUGUAGAUGCUGCCAAGACAGUACCACAAGACAAGGCUGCCAAACCUGCUCCAAUUGAGGCUACCCAGCCACCCUUGCAAGAAAAGCUUGCUACUAUGGUCGCUGCAAAGCCAGAAACACAGGAUAAGGCUGCUCCCAUAAAGACUGCCAAGCCAGCCCCACAAGACAAGGCUGCCAAGCCUGCUCCUGUGGAGGCCACUAAGUCAGCUUCUCAAGACAAGCAUGUCUCCGUGGAGGCUGCCAAGCCAGCCACUCAGGUCAAAUCCGAUCCCAAGCAGGCUGUCAUGCUAGUCUUGCAAGAAAAGUCUGUUCCUGCGGAGGCUGCCAAGCCACCCCAGCAGGUCAAAUCUGCUCCUGUGCAGCCUGUUCCUGUGAAGCCAAGAAAGCCUUCCCCUGUAGAUGCUCCCAAGACAGUACCACAAGACAAGGCUGCCAAACCUGCUCCAAUUGAGGCUACCCAGCCACCCUUGCAAGAAAAGCUUGCUACUAUGGUCGCUGCAAAGCCAGAAACACAGGAUAAGGCUGCUCCCAUGGAGACUGCCAAGCCAACCCCACAAGACAAGGCAGCCAAGCCUGCUCCUGCAGAGGGCACUAAGUCAGCCUUGCAAGACAAGCAUGUCCCCAUGGAGGCUGCCAAGCCAGCCGCUCAGGUCAAAUCCGAUCCCAAGCAGGCAGUCAAGCUAGUCUUGCAAGAAAAGCCUGUUCCUGCGGAGGCUGCCAAGCCACUCCAGCAGGUCAAAUCUGCUCAUGUGCAGCCUGUUCCUGUGAAGCCUAGAAAGCCUUCCACUGUAGAUGCUGCCAAGGCAGUACCACAAGACAAGGCUGGCAAACCUGCUCCAAUUGAGGCUGCCCAGCCACCCUUGCAAGAAAAGCUUGCUAUUAUGGUGGCUGCAAAGCCAGAAACACAGGAUAAGGUUGCUCCCAUGGAGACUGCCAAGCCAGCCCCACAAGACAAGGCUGCCAAGCCUGCUCCUGUGGAGGCCACUAAGUCAGCCUUGCAAGACAAGCAUGUCCCGGUGGAGGCUGCCAAGCCAGCCGCUCAGGUCAAGUCCGCUCCCAAGCAGGCUGCCAAGCUAGUCUUGCAAGAAAAGCCUGUUCCUGCGGAGGCUGCCAAGCCAUUCCAGCAGGUCAAAUCUGCCCCUGUGCAGUCUGUUCCUGUGAAGCCGAGAAAGCCUUCCCCUGUAGAUGCUGCCAAGACAGUACCACAAGACAAGGCUGCCAAACCUGCUCCAAUUGAGGCUGCCCAGCCACCCUUGCAAGAAAAGCUUGCUAUUAUGGUGGCUGCAAAGCCAGAAACACAGGAUAAGGCUGCUCCCAUGGAGGCUGCCAAGCCUGCUCCUGUGGAGGCCACUAAGUCAGCCUUGCAAGACAAGCAUGUCCCCGUGGAGGCUGCCAAGCCAGCCGCUCCGGACAAGUCCGCUCCCAAGCAGGCUGCCAAGCUAGUCUUGCAAGAAAAGCCUGUUCCUGCGGAGGCUGCCAAGCCACUCCAGCAGGUCAAAUCUGCUCCUGUGCAGCCUGUUCCUGUGAAGCCUAGAAAGCCUUCCCCUGUAGUUGCUGCUAAGACAGCCCCACAAGACAAGGCUGCCAAACCUGCUCCAAUUGAGGCUGCCAAGCCACCCCUGCAAGAAAACCUUGCUACUAUGGUGGCUCCAAAGCCAGAAACACAGGAUAAGGCUUCUCCCAUGGAGACUGCCAAGCCAGCACCGCAAGCCAAGGCUGCCAAACCUGCUCCAAUUGAGGCUGCCAAGCCACCCUUGCAAGAAAAACUUGCGACUACGGUGGCUGCAAAGCCAGAAAGGCAGGAUAAGGCUGCUCCCAUGGAGACUGCCAAGCCAGCCCCACAAGACAGGGCUGCCAAGCCUGCUCCUGUGGAGGUCACAAAAUCAGCCUUGCAAGACAAGGAUGUCCCUGUGGAGGCUACCAAGCCAGCCGCUCAGUUCAAAUCAGCUCCCAAGCAGGCUGCCAAGCUAGUCUUGCAAGAAAAGCCUGUUCCUAGUGAGGCUGCCAAGCCUCUCCAGCAGGUCAAAUCAGCCCCUGUGCAGCCUAGAAAGCCUUCCCCUCUAGAUGCUGCCAAGACAGCACCACAAGACAAGGCUGCCAAGCCUGCUCCUGUGGAGGCCACUAAGUUAGCCUUGCAAGACAAGGAGGCUGCCAAGCCAGCCGCUCAGUUCAAAUCAGCUCCCAAGCAGGCUGCCAAGCUAGUCUUGCAAGAAAAGCCUGUUCCUCGUGAGGCUGCCAAGCCUCUCCAGCAGGUCAAAUCAGCCCCUGUGCAGCAUGUUCCUGUGAAGCCUAGAAAGCCUUCCCCUCUAGAUGCUGCCAAGACAGCACCACAAGACAAGGCUGCCAAGCCUUCUCCUGUGGAGGCCAUUAAGUCAGCCUUGCAAGACAAGCAUGUCACUGUGGAAGCUGGCAAGCCAGCUCCACAGGACAAGCCACUUUACAUGGAGGUUGCCAAGCAGGCUGCCAAAGUUGCCAAGCCUUCUUGUGUGGAGGACACCCAGCUAGCCUUGCAAGACAAACCUGUCCCUGUGGAAGCUGCCAAGCCAGCUCCACGGGACAAGCCACUCUCUGUGGAGGCUGCCAAGCCAGCCGCUCAGGACAAAUCCGCUCCCAAGCAGGCAGCCAAAGUUGCCGAGACGCUGACUGUGGAGGCCACCCUGCUAUCCUUGGAAGACAAGCAUGUCCCUGUGGAAGCUGCAAAGCCAGCUCUACAGGACAAGCCACUUUCCGUGGAGGCUGCCAAGCCAGCCGCUAAGAACAAAUCCACUUCCAUGCAGGCCGCCAAGUCAGCCCCUCAAGACAAGGCCGCCAAGCCAGCCCCUCAAGACAAGGCCGCCAAGCCAGCCCCUCAAGACAAGGCCGCCAAGCCAGCCCCUCAAGACAAGCUUGCGCCUGUUGAGGCUGCAAAGUCAUCCCAACAAAACAAGGCUGUCAAGCCAUCUCCUCAGGACAAAUCUACUACCACAAAUGCCGCCAAGCCAGACUUGCAGGACAAACCUGUUGUGGUGGAAGGAGCCGAGCCAGAGAGACUUACUCAGAAGGCUGAACUCAAGUCCGUUACAGAAACUAAACCAAUUGCUGAGACCAAAUUGGUUGGCGAGACUCCUGUCCUUGACCCAACUAAACUUAAAUUUGCUGAUUCCCUUGUAAAACCUGCCCCUGUCCAACCUGAUGUUGAAGUAAUAAGUUCUGUCCCAUCACUCAAAACUGCCCCCACAUCUGAUAAAACCCCAGGCAAGGUGGAGACUGUGAUCAAGAAUGAUGCGGGUUCAGGCACUGAGUCGGAGAGUGAUGACUCGGUCCCUGAGUUGGAGGAACAAGACUCUGCACAAACACAGACACAGCAAGCACAGGUUGCGGCUGCUGCUGAACUGGAUGAGGAGCCCGUCAGUAAAGCCAAACAAAGCCGCAGUGAAAAGAAGGCACGAAAGGCAAUGUCAAAGCUUGGUCUCAGGCAGGUAACAGGUGUCACCAGAGUCACAAUUCGCAAGUCCAAGAACAUCUUGUUUGUCAUAACCAAACCAGAUGUCUACAAGAGCCCCGCAUCAGACACAUACAUUGUGUUUGGUGAAGCCAAGAUUGAAGAUCUCUCUCAGCAAGCCCAGCAGGCUGCUGCAGAAAAAUUCAAAAUGCAGGGAGAAGCUGUAUCAAACAUCCAGGAAAAUACACAGACGCCGACAGUACAGGAGGAGAGUGAAGAAGAAGAGGUUGACGAGACUGGAGUUGAGGUCAAGGACAUUGAACUUGUCAUGUCACAAGCAAAUGUGUCGCGGGCAAAGGCUGUACGUGCCCUAAAAAACAACAACAACGACAUUGUUAAUGCUAUUAUGGAGUUGACAAUGUAAAAUGGACCCUGGCAAAAAGUGUUUCGAGUGGUUGCUGAUUCGAUAUUAGUUCAUUUAUAGAAUUUAUACCCAAGAUGGAAAUAAAAAUGUGACUAUAAAAA
This is a messenger RNA of Phyllopteryx taeniolatus (common seadragon), 5790 nucleotides long. It is a transcript of the gene naca, whose product is annotated as nascent polypeptide associated complex subunit alpha. The record is from RefSeq and is a predicted model, not a curated record. Lineage: Eukaryota; Metazoa; Chordata; Actinopteri; Syngnathiformes; Syngnathidae. The transcript is spliced from 7 exons. The coding region runs from base 377 to 5689 and encodes 1770 amino acids. Gene Ontology annotation, biological process: protein targeting to membrane. Gene Ontology annotation, cellular component: cytoplasm; nascent polypeptide-associated complex.